Mastomys coucha (southern multimammate mouse) is the source of this 742-nucleotide messenger RNA. It is a transcript of the gene Med29, whose product is annotated as mediator complex subunit 29. Gene Ontology annotation, cellular component: mediator complex. Lineage: Eukaryota; Metazoa; Chordata; Mammalia; Rodentia; Muridae. The transcript has 4 exons. The record is from RefSeq and is a predicted model, not a curated record. Gene Ontology annotation, molecular function: transcription coregulator activity; transcription factor binding. Gene Ontology annotation, biological process: regulation of transcription by RNA polymerase II. The coding region runs from base 90 to 689 and encodes 199 amino acids.
UAGGAAAGGGGGCCAGCCAACUGAAGAAGCUGAGGAACCUCCGGAGCAGACACGUUUAUGACGUGAUUCCGGUGUUCUAGCCAAGGAAAAUGGCUGCGCCCCAGCCACAGGCUGCGGCGGUUUCCUCUGCUGCCGGUGUGUCGGGUCCGGGUUCUGCCGGGGGUCCGGGUCCCCAGCAACAGCCUCAACCGACCCAACUGGUGGGUUCUGCCCAGAGCGGGCUCCUGCAGCAGCAGCAGCAGGACUUCGAUCCUGUGCAGCGCUACAAGAUGCUAAUCCCGCAACUGAAGGAGAGUCUCCAGACUUUAAUGAAGGUUGCAGCCCAGAAUCUGAUUCAGAACACUAACAUUGACAACGGACAGAAGAGCAGUGACGCACCCAUACAGCGCUUUGACAAGUGUCUGGAGGAGUUUUACGCACUCUGUGAUCAGCUGGAACUCUGCUUGCGCCUGGCUCACGAGUGCCUUUCACAGAGCUGUGACAGCGCCAAACACUCUCCAACUCUGGUACCCACAGCCACAAAGCCAGAUGCAGUGCAGCCAGACAGCCUGCCCUACCCGCAGUACCUGGCUGUCAUCAAAGCCCAGAUUACCUGUGCCAAAGACAUUCACACUGCCCUGCUGGACUGUGCCAACAAAGUCACUGGCAAGACUACUGCACCCUCAACUGGCCCUGGGGGCAGCCUCUGAGGUCUGGGUUCGGGGAGGGGCAGAGAAUGAAGUAUGGCCUAAGGCAAAACAGG